AAGGAGGCGCCGGUGGCCGGCCAGCCAUGGUGGCAGCGGCGGUGGCGGCUAGAGGAAGGAGAAUCUAGCUGAUACCAUGUAGGAGAGAAUAAUAGAUGUAUUUCUCCAAACCCUAGAAGAGUGGGUAUAUAUAGUUCUUAUACAUGGGCCUCUAGAUGGGCCUCUAUACAUGGGCUCAGAUAUACACCAACAGGACUAUACAGUAAAAAGAGACAAGUGAGGAAAACAUGCCCUGCGAUCACUAGACUAGAGUACUACCAUGGCAGAGCUACUGUACUAGUGACCGAAAUACAGGGCCAACCGAUACAAGCGAGCUUCCUAGCCCCAACCGAGGAAACUGAUUGAUAUUUUGUUACAGGCUCGAUUUAACUCAUUUAUUUUAUUGUAUAUCUUUUUACAGCUCAUUGUUAGGUCCCAUGAAGGACCAGAUGCAAGGGACCAGCGUAUUGAUAUUUCAGGAAUGAAUAAUGGAUUCACAAUUGAUCAUCAGGUGAAUUCUGGGAAGUUGAUUACUGUUUUCAGUGCACCUGAUUAUCCACAGUUUCAGGCUUCAGAGGAACGGUACAAUAACCUCGGAGCAUAUCUUGUGCUCCGUGCUCCAGAUUUUGCCACACCAAUGUUCUGCAGCUUUGAGUCUGCGCCUGCAUACUACGACUACAAGGAAGUGAUGGACUCCGAUGAAGAACUUGAUUAUUCUGCCAUGGAUCGAGAUUGAAGAUGCAUGCAUCACGUAUUCUACUUUGCAGAAGACCGGUCGUUCUCACCACUGCAGAAGACCGGAGGACUACCCCCUUUGGCCUUUGCAGCAGAAAAUGGGACACUGGUCACCUCGGGACUGUACAGGAUGAUCAAUGCAAGCAGAGACCCAAGUCAGCAGACAAAAAACACUUUCUGGAACUCGAGAGCACCACCCCGGGUCCAAUUCUUCACCUGGUUGCUCCUACAUGGCAGCCUACAAUGCAAAACAAAUCUCUUCCAGAAAAAAUAUCGUUGAUGUUACUUGUGAUCUUUGUACGGGGCACCUGAGACUGUGGAGCAUUUGCUGUUCUUCUGCCC
Molecule: messenger RNA, 1056 nt
Organism: Panicum virgatum (switchgrass)
Lineage: Eukaryota; Viridiplantae; Streptophyta; Magnoliopsida; Poales; Poaceae
Product: serine/threonine-protein phosphatase 7-like
Exons: 3
Coding region: 461-715 (84 amino acids)
Cellular component (GO): nucleus; cytosol
Molecular function (GO): protein serine/threonine phosphatase activity
Source: RefSeq, a predicted model, not a curated record